Aspergillus vadensis CBS 113365 is the source of this 2069-nucleotide messenger RNA. RefSeq names its product BAR domain protein. The coding region runs from base 364 to 1659 and encodes 431 amino acids. The record is from RefSeq and is a predicted model, not a curated record. Gene Ontology annotation, molecular function: protein binding. Lineage: Eukaryota; Fungi; Ascomycota; Eurotiomycetes; Eurotiales; Aspergillaceae. The transcript is spliced from 5 exons. Gene Ontology annotation, cellular component: cytoplasm.
CUGUCACCCUUUUCGAGCCUUCCCUUAAGACCCAACCCGUCCCUCCUCCUUGUCUGUCGCAACUCUGCUGCACCUUUUCUCACCACCUACCCUUUCUUUUUCUGCUUUCUUUCUCAUUUCUCGCCUCCUGGCUGUGGCGCCAUCUUUUUGUCUCAUACGCAGCAGCGUGCUUCUUACGAAUCGUGUUUCUUUCGUUUCAAUCCCUCUUGCAACAACCCUCGAUUCUAGAAACAAACUUCAUCUAGACGGUUUAGCUUGGUUUCUGGUCGCAUAGUAACCUCGUUUCUCUAAAGAAUAAACCUCGGAUCAAUACAACAUUCGCUUUCCCACUCUAUUUUCUAUCCACUAUCAUAAUCCGUCAACAUGAACGUCAAUCGCAAGUUCGAUCGCUUCAAGCAAUGGGCGGGGGAGAGAAUGGGCGGAGAGGCCAAAACCACUCUCUCUGAUGACUUCAAAGCUAUGGAGACGGAGAUGAACGUGCGCCACGAAGGAAUUGACCGUAUCCACAAGGCGACUGGCUCUUACAUCAAGUCCAUUUCAAAGCGGAGCGAAGGUGACGAUAAGGAAAAGACCUUGCCCAUUGCUCAUCUGGGUAGUAGCAUGGUUGGCCAUGGCGAAGACUUCGAUGCGAACUCUGAUUACGGCCGCUGCAUGACCAUGCUUGGAAGGGCUGAGGAGCGCCUGGCUCGACUCCAGGACGCUUACAUCUCGCAGGUGAAUGCGGGGUGGCUUGAGUCGCUGGAGCAUUCCUUGACUCAGAUGAAAGAGUACCAGGCUGCUCGCAAGAAGCUUGACAGCCGUCGUCUGGCCUACGAUACCUCCCUCUCGAAGAUGGAGAAGGCGAAGAGAGAAGACUUCCGCGUGGAGGAAGAGCUCCGGACCCAGAAGGUCAAAUACGAAGAGGCCAACGAUGAUGUGUCUCGGCGCAUGCAGGACAUUAAGGAUUCCGAAGUUGACGGUGUUGCGAACCUGGAAGCGUUCCUGGAGGCUCAGCUUGACUAUCACGAGCGCUGCCGUGAUGUUCUUCUGCAACUCAAAUAUGAGUGGCCAAACAGAGCUCAGCCUCCCAGCACCCGUCGUCCAGGACGCCCUCGCUCAAACACUGCGCAUUCCUACCAUGAACGUUAUGAACCACUACAUGAGGAGGCCGACAACACGGCUGAUCUGCGUCCUAUCAUCCGAUCGACCAGAGCGUCAUCGAUCGAGCCCUCUGCCAGAGAGGUCUAUCCGCCAGAUGCUUACUCUCAGCGACCUGUUCUGAACAGAACCUCGACAUUUGAGGGACCUACGCAGUUGCGCCAAGAGCAAUCUCCUGGCACAUACCAAUGGCCAUCUCGCGCAGCCAGUGACAACUAUAUUGGUCGCAGAAAUAGCGUGCAGUCCCGGACCAUGGGCAGACCAUAUGUUGAUCCGUACAUGGAGCAGUCGGAGGAUGCUAGUCCUGUUAGCGGCACCAGUCCCGAGAGGACGUAUAUGGGCCGGAACCCAUCUCCAGUCUCUUCGUAUGGAGGUGCUGUCUCGAGAAAGUCCAGCUCUACUACCUUGAACGGCACACCACUGAACAAGAAGGCCCCUCCACCCCCGCCUCCCCGCUCCAAGAAGCCUGCGCCGCCACCACCCCCCAUGAAGCGCCCCAUUCUCAGUGCAGGCGAGUACUGAGUUCUUCUAUUUGGUCACGGUGUAUCUUACUACGAACAAGCUGGAGCUUGGAGGAUUUGGCGGGCUAUAUACCAAACUGUUGCUCACGGAUUUCCGGCAAAUCCGUCUAGCGUGGGUGACCACAUAUGCGCCGUAUUCAUCUCUACUGGGGAGUGAUGAAUACAACUAAUGAUUCAGCUGGCAAAGCCUCGCACGGUCGCUAGUAGUCUGAAAGGGAUGAUCAGCGAUAAUUCGGGCCUGCACCAGCAGCUGUGGUGGAUGAUUGCACAGACGUGUUGGUGCAUAAGGGAUAAGGGAUAAGGGAUUUCUUUUUUUUCUUCUUUUUUAGACCGGGUUGGUAGUGUAAAUUAUUUAGCCCUUGGGAUAGGCCUUAAUCAAGUCAUCGGCGUUUGAUGCUGGCGUAUUCGUAU